This is a messenger RNA of Pocillopora meandrina, 7102 nucleotides long. The record is from the annotation of a GenBank genome assembly. NCBI's taxonomy places the organism in Eukaryota, Metazoa, Cnidaria, Anthozoa, Scleractinia, Pocilloporidae.
CAUGAUUCUUUUCAGAUUUCGAUAUCAUGCGACUCAUUACCAGACUCUUCGCUCAACACGUCCGAGGGCAAGCAUAAGGGUAACGUGAGGCCCAAACAUGGCGGCCACUUCGCGCUCGGGAAUGCUAGAAAUUUUCACCAAAGAUGGAUGGAAACGAGUGUUGGCUACACUUGAUGACGAUGUUUUGACUCUGAAUGUGGAAGAUAACCCUGUAGUUAAUGGCCAGCCGCCUUCACCGAGCUCCCCUCCCCGUUCACCAGAAGCAAACGACCAUGUAGAACCACCGCAAACCAUAGCGGAUCAAAUCCGAACUGUGCGAGUCAUAAAGCAAGAAGUCGGCGGCUUAGGAAUUAGUAUCAAAGGUGGCAAGGAAAACAAGAUGCCUAUACUUAUUUCGAAGAUUUUCAAAGGAUUAGCUGCGGAUCAAACGGAAAGUUUAUACAUAGGAGACGCGAUUUUGGCGGUAAAUGGAGAAGACCUCCGAAAUGCUACCCACGACGAAGCUGUAAGGGCGCUGAAACGUGCAGGGAAGGAGGUCGAUUUGACUGUGAAAUAUGUGAAAGAAGUUACACCUUACUUUCAUCGUACGGCGGAACUGAACGCUAAUGCUGCUGCAAAUGCGAGCGUGAACGGCGAAGGACAAGCAGCUCCGGAAAACAAACCAAAUUGUGUCGAAGUAAAGAAAAUUCCUCUCAAGCUAUGCUUCGUCACAAAGUAUGUUUCGCCCAAGAUAGAAAAUCACGGUAGAACUUUCGAACUUUACAAUCCGGACGCCAGAUCUGCCUGCAUUCUGCGAGGGAAAGACACCUCGUCGGCGAGUCAAUGGUUCACGGACAUCCACACAAAUAUAACACGGCUCAUUGCACCAGGUAUGCGUAUCAUGUCAUUUUGCUUCUUCGUCAAUUGUUGCGUGUCCUUUCGCGCAAAAUAUCAGAAGUUUUUCAGCAAUGGUCUCUAUUUCUUCGCCCGAUUUGGUACUUAACACUGCAAUUAUCGACUCCAGGCGGGGUGAAUGAACUAAUGCACAGAUUUAGACAAAAAUAAAGAACAUUUAUUCAAGCUAUCGAAUUCAUAUUUCAUAUCUUCAUUCUUUCAUAGUAAAUCAAGUUGUGGUUGUCACGUGAAGAAGAUAAAGAUGCGAAAUUUUAAUACUUCGGUUUAAAGUGCAACGUUUAUAUGAUUUUUAGUGUCUAUUUCGAAAGUACUUGAGUGUUUCGUUCCCAUUCUACAACUUCAAGUAUUGCCUUCUGGUAUUUGAAUAAUAAUUCAGCGAACAGCUGUCUGGAUAGUUGAAAUUUUCAUUACCGGCAGUUCGAAGUGGUCCGUAUUGUUCACGGCUUGUCGCUAUUGUUUGAAUCAUGUAUAAAUUUUCAAUGGUCGUAAACAGUCAAAACAUUUUUGUCAUUUGAAAUGGCAUGUUUACGGAACACGAAUGGAUUGUAAAGACAGCGCUUUUUCAGGCGGUUUGUUGUAACUGAAAGUUUGAAAUUUUAAUGGCGUUAUAUUGAAUUAGAAGCAAAUCGCGCCCGAAUUCGCGUAGAUUGCAAAACACAUUAAAAAUACAUUGCCACUCUUUUUAGUUACUCUUCGUAAGUUUAAGUUUAAUUCGAGUUCGAUCGACCAGAAAAUGAAUUUUCUUAUUUUGCAAAUUUAGAUAAACCGACUCGACCGAGGUUGGGAAUAAUUUUUUCCACUAUGUGACAUUUGUGGCCAAUUGCCAAAAAAGCUCUAGGAGAUUAAAAGUGUAAUUUAUAAAAAUAACAAACGCAUCUUUUUUCAAAUCCACAGAUAGUCAUAGAUACAUAUGUUGUGCUUGUUACCGAUACAUACAGUGUAUGAAAAAUAGAUGUGAAAAUUCUAAUAAUAGUAUCUAAAUCAUUCUUGUCUGGGCUGGGUUUUAGGGUGGUUCUUUAUGUUUCUCUAUUGCAAAGUAACUCAUGAGAAGGUAACAGCUGUUUUUUUAAAAAUAUUUCUUCGACUUUUUUCUCCAGAAUAAUUGAUAACUGGGCCCUGUUUUUCAAAAUGAACCCUGUUACCAUCAGGAAUGACCAAUCUGUAACUUCUCCUCACAAUGUUCUUACAUUCUCAGGUAGACACGUUAUGAGAAGAAAUGAUAUCAAUAGGGGAAGAUUUGUUUAACUUAACAUGAAAUUCCUAGAAUUUCAACUUAUAUGUGACCUGUAUCAAGGAGAGUUAUUUACUUAUCUCAUUGCUUGUUUGACAGAUUUACUUUCCCUGAAUUCCAAACCUUAUGGGCUCAGAAAUUGAGAGUACUUGCUCAUUCCUAACCCUUUGACUCCCUGAGUCUAAUUGUUAAUUCACUCCUUAGCUGUGAUGAAUUGCAGUGUAAAUUUGUUACAAGAAUAUGAUAUUAGUUCAAGAUAACAACUCCUACCAGAUAAGUUUGAGUAUUCUCAUUACCUAUAUGCUGGAUAAUGUAUAGAUAGUAUGGACAGAAAUUAUGUGCUAAUCACUUGUGGGAGGUUAAGGGUUAAGCCAAUUUUUUCUCAGUUGAAGAUGUGUUAGAAUGUCUGUGGUGAAAGUCUCUAAUGUUUUGUGGUAUUAGAGUUAGCAAAAGUGCUACAAAUCAAUUUUAUAUUGUUUUAUAAAUCAGUUGGUCUUACAUUUCCUUCUUUGUAUUUUAUGUAGCCAUUGAGGAAGUGAAUGACAUGCUCAGUUCCAAUGCAGGAUAUCGUGAAGUCCGAGCUAUGGGUUGGCUUAGUGAACAAGUUCAUCUUGGUGGCGAUAGCUCCCACACAGAAUGGAAGCCUGUGUUUGUUGCUUUAACAGAAAAAGACAUGUUGUUGUAUAUGGCUGCUCCUUGGUCACGUGAGGAUUGGAGUGCACCAGUUAUGAGCCAUCCACUCUUAGCUACAAGGUGGGUACAAUUUUAAUGUGUUAAGUAAUGCUCCAGAUGGCUUCUGAAGUUUUAUGAAUUUUGGUUUUUGUUUCCUCUUUGUAAUUGUCCAGGGCAUGUAAGAGUCAGAUUGUAUCCACAAAAUAAAACCCAAAAUGAUUUCUUUUGACUUAAAAUCACAGGUCUUUAUUUGCUUUGAAAUAUAAAUUUUGUGGUAGCUUAAUGCUGACCAUUGUGGGAAUGAUGUUACUAACUAUUUGACAAAGAUGUAAUUUUGCAUCAGAGGUGGUAGCUGAGCAAAUAUUAUGCCAGUUAAGAUCAAACGUAUCAGUGCAAAGGGAAAUCUGGCGACAAAAACUUUUUUCCCAAUCUUUUACAACCCCCUUCACACAAGGCUACCAAGCUUUACAUUAACAAGAUGGCAAACAAAUAACAUGGAAAGAGGACAUGUCAAACACUUGCUCAAACUGGGAUUUUGUUUUAAGUACUUGUAUUUGUUAUUGUUGUACUGGUACUCAAGAUGGCCAGGGGCUUAUUGAAACCUUUUCAAUGAGAAUAUAGGUUUUGAUAUCAAACCAUUGUGUAUGCACCACCUAAAUAUCAUCUGCUUACGUUGAUCAGGUAAUCACCAGCCAAAAUCCAGCUGGUCAUCAACUAUUUCUCAGCCUGGAAAUUUUAUGAGAAGCUGGUGUUUAGCAACAACCCUAAGGCAUGAAAACUACUGAUGAGUAAUCUUGUUUCAUAUUGAUUUGCAGACUUGUUCAUUCAGGACAAGGUAAUAACCACAUUCAAAAUGAAGAAAUGACAUUCGGAACACGAACUGGAACUAGAAAAGGAGUAGAGGCACACAUGUUUAGAGUGGAAACACCAAGAGAAUUGGCAAACUGGUCACGGAGCCUGGUUCAAGGAUCUCAUGAUGCUGCAGCUUUGAUCAAAGAAAUAAACUGUGGUAAGUUACAUGCAUGUUAUGAAAAUGAGUGUAACACAGGGAAAAUUUAAUGUGUUUAGAAAGAUGUUAGUUGAGUUAAAAAUAGGGUGGCGAUGAGAAGUUUGUGAUUUUAAAAUAAUAAAACUGUGAUUUAUUUUUCAUGUUGGAGAGUUAUUCUAAACUCAGAAUCAAUAAGAAUGAGCUCAGCUGUUGUAUUAAUGGAAGUGGUUUUUCAAAAGGAAGGUAUUUGGGCCAAUAGCCAAGUCAUUUAUAAGAGCAAAAUGAUUUGCUAGGCUGAAAAUCACACUAGCAAGGGGACAGGGUUUCUUUAGCAAAUACCCACAUCUUUCCUGUUAUUUAACCUUUUAACUCCCUGAUCAGAUUUGUCUUUCUCCUUACUGCCAACCAUACAAUUCUUAUGAUGUUACCUCAGAAAAUUUAAUACUGGAUCAACUAAUUAUCCCCAAAUUGAUAUUUUUCUUUAUUCUCAUGACUUAUCUGGUUGAUAUUGUAUUGGUAUUGUAAGGAGAGAUUCUGUCUUGGUCACCUAUGGUAGUUGAAAGCUUAAAUUAAUAAUUUUGAAGCCUUCAUGUUUGUGUUAUAUCAGAUUUCUCUUACAGAGAAGUGGGGGCACACAAUUUUAAAGCUAUUUUUCUUUUGUGAUGAUUAAGCAAGUUUAAUUUUUUCUUUCAGCUGUGACUUGGAGAGAUCAAGAGGCACGUUUAACUGUGCACUUUGAAAAUGGGUUCACCCUCACAGUUGCACGUGUUAAUGAGGGCAAUGGUGGGUCUCAGGUCUUAUGGUAUUUCCCAUUUGAGAAGCUAAAGCGCUCAGCAGAUGAUGGACAGAGAAUGUUGUGGCUAGAGUUUGGAGCAGAUGAGUCUGAUCAGGUAUGGUUUUGUUUUUCACAACCUUUACCUAUAUUGACAACCUUGCUUACCUUCAGGGCCACAUCUGUUUUGUAAGGACUGUCUUAAUUAGAUGAGAAUGUAUUUCCACUUUUUUUUCUUUAUUUUCAGGAGUUAGAUUUAGAACUUGAUCUGCAUGGCUGUCCAAAACCUGUGGUUUUCGUUAUGCACACCUUCCUUUCAGCAAAAACAACUCGCCUUGGACUUUUUGCUUGAGUUGUGUGGUGUGGGAUAUAAACUUUACACUUCUCUACUUGAUGGUUCAGUUGAUCCUGUGGUUCUGGAGUAGUGGCUUUCCAUUACAAUCCACUACUCUUUUGUGGUAAUGUUAUUGUUAUAUGCCACAUUGCAUUCCCCACUUUUGCAAGAUGUAUCUGCAGAAUAUAAGUACCAUGGUCAGAUCUUAUAAUUUAGGGAUUUGUAUCAACCCUUUCACUCCCAGGAGAGACCAAGACUUUAUUUCUCCUUACAGUAUCAGCACAAUAUCAAGCAGCCAAGUGAUGAGAAAAUAUAAAAAUAUCAAGUAGGGGAUUAUCAUUUGAUCCAACACUAAAUUCUCAGAACAAACUUAAUGAGAAAUGUAUGGCAGAUAGUGAGGAGAAUUUUUAUUGACAUAUUGGGUGUGAAAGGGUUAAGAUAGUAAUAACUUUUAAACUAUACCUGUUUAUCUUUUAGUUUUAUAUGGUUUAUUUAAUAAUUGGAAAAACAUGCCAUUUUCAGCUGUUACCUUUAAGUAAAUUUGAUUUUGUGUGAAAAAAGAUGUUGUCUUCAUUGAGCUUCAUGAGAGUGGUAUGUUUUUUUUUAUGUCCUUUAGACUAAAUCAGUGUUCUGCUGUAGUUCUUGUUGGCUUCAAGAAUAUUACCUUGAGCUUGAUUAAUUUUAUUGCUAUUGUAUUCAUCAGUCUUCAGGGAAGUAUAAAUCCUUGCUCAAAUUUUUAAUUACUAGGUCCACUUUGAGCUAGUGAAACUGAAGUAUUUUUUAAAGACUAUAGAAAUAUUAAUAACAUUGACUGUUUUUUAGUACUGUUGUAUCCAAAGAUAAUGCGAAUUGCUAAACUUAGGCUAACUCACUCUCAUUAAGUUCUAAAGUGUAAUCUGGAACAAGUACAAAAAUGGCUAUUUGAGAACAUCAAUAAUUACUCUUGGAAUUUUUCUGUAUUAAGCUGUGGUACUGUGGGGUGGUGUCUUUUCUGAGAGUGAUCAAUUGGAGGUAUUUCUCCUUAAUGAUUUCCACAGUUUUCUGAAGGUAUAGGAAUAUAUUGAGAUGAUAUUUUUAUCGUGUUGCUGUGUUGGUAGCUUCAUUUAGUUGUAAGUGAUUAAUAAUGUAGAUUGUAGGUUUUAGGGUUUUUUCUUUGAAAUUCUUGAUGAUUCAAAAUGUAUCAUUUAUCUGAGGAAUAGUUUGGUUUCUUUCAUUAUUGAUGAAGAUAUUUUUAAGAACAGUGGACCCUUUAGAUGGAAAGGUGGUUAGUGCAUUGUAGGCUUUUUUGCUGCAAUUAGUUGAUAAUAGAGGAUUUUUGAAUGAAAUUAUAACAAAUGUAUCUUAAAUUUUCUGUGGGCAUUGGGAGAUUUGUUGUAUCAUUUGCCCCUAUUAACAUAUUAACAUAUUGUCUUGUAGAAUGAUUACUGGUAUUUACCUGUAACUGAUUUUUUAAAAGAACACUAAAAUAGUAAUUGUGAAAAUUAAUUUUCAGCUGACUUACUCUGUACUAUCUUGGGAUAAAAUGUAGUAUUGAAGUAUUUUUCAAGCUUUCUCUUAGAUGUGAUUUUAUGCUUGAGUUAAUUAAUUGUAAAAUGGAAAUAACAAAUAGUUUGUCCUUGUUGGUAACAUGAUUGGCUUUCUGCCAAUAAGAUAAUGUGUUCCAUAUUUGUAUUUAGAUUUGAACUGCCGGUAGUGCUGAGGUACAUGUAGUAUCCAAGAUAAUUAUUAUUAUAGUUUUUAAUGUCAUGGUAACUAUUUCAUUUCCAAAUUGUGACAUACUGAAACUAAAGCACUCCUAUUUUAGAACAGAGUUCUUUACAUAUUCUGAACAUGCCAAUUACCCAAGGACUGCAACAUCCUCUGUGAUGGUGUCAAUGAAAGUGUAAUAUUUUGUAGUCAGUCAUAAACCCUUUACACUCUUACAUCAGUAUCCAUGAUCUCCUUACUCUUCUCUACACAUUUCCUUUGUUCAAAAGGAGAAUUUGUUUAACAAUCAAAGCUUAUAUUGGCAAUCAUUUGCGUUACUCAUGAUCUUAAUAAAUGAUUCAGGGAUGAUACUGUAAGGAGAAAUUAGAUGCUGGUCACUUAGGGUUUAAAGGUGUAACUCAUUGGCUAUUUUGUUUCUAAUUAUGCACUCUGACUCUUUACAUACCUAGUGCCAUAUUCAUUAAUUGUCAGAAACACAUCAAUUAAAGUAUUUUUAGACAAAAA